AUGGCUGAUGCACUUAUUACUUCCACAAUAAAGGUGGCACUGGAGAAGACACUUGCCCUUGCCAAUGAAAGGAUUGGCAAGUUAUUCCAAUUCAAGAAGGAUUUGGAGACCCUGAGAGGAUCCGUUGCCAUGAUACAAGCUGUCUUGGCUGAUGCUGAGGAAAAGCAAACGCACGACCAGGCCGUGCAACUGUGGCUCCAGAGGCUGGAAGCCGUGGCGUUUGAUGCUGAGAAUUUGUUGGACGAGCUGAAUUAUGAAGCUCUUCAUCGCCAACUCGUGGGCAAGGUACGCUCCUUCAUCCUGUCCUCUGACAUUAAUAUCGUUUUCCGAUGGAGAAUGGCCUCUAAGAUCAGCGACAUCAACAAGAAGUUGAAUAAGAUCAAUAAAGAAGCGAAUGAUUUUGGACUGAUCAGAUUCCAAAGGGCAACUUUCCCCCCUUCUACAACUGCUAAAGUCACUCUAAAUAGAGAGACGGAUUCUAUAGCUGGCCAUUAUGUUGUAGGAAGAGCUAAGGAUGAAACAAGGCUGGUGGAGAUUUUGCUAAGCUUGUCAGAAAAUGCCGUUUCUGUAAUUCCCAUCCUUGGGAUGGGCGGAUUGGGAAAGACAACUUUAGCUCAAUCUGUAUACAACAAUAGCCAAGUUGAUAGCCAUUUUGAGAAAAAAAUUUGGGUUUGCGUGUCCGACAAUUUUGAAGUGACAAGGCUUUUGAAAAUGAUUUUAGAAUCACUCACGAGAAGAAAUGUUGAAAUAACCAGUAGGGAUGUCAUUGUCCAGGAAAUUAGACAACAACUUGUGGGGAAAAAAUAUCUUCUUGUUCUUGAUGACGUCUGGACUGAAAGCCAAAUCUUGUGGGAUGAUUUUUUACGUUUGUUACGGGGCCUGAAUGCAACUAAUGGAAAUUGGUGUGUUGUGACAACUCGCAAACAACAAACUGCAUCCAUUGUGGCCACACAUGAUCCUUAUGUGUUAGGAAAGCUAUCUGAUGAUGAUUGUUGGUUUAUCCUAACAGAGAAAGCCAAUGCAGGUGGAGAAAUUCCCGAAAAAUUGCAAGUCAUGAAAAAGGAAAUUAUAAAAAAAUGUGGUGGCCUACCGCUAGCUGCAAGUGCAAUGGGAGGUUUAUUGCGCAUGAAGGGAAAAGAGGAGUCGGAAUUGAUUUUGAUGAAUAAGCUUUCAAAUUUGAGCGGAGAUGAAGACAGUGUCAUGAAAAUACUUAAAUUGAGUUUUAAUUGUUUACCAUCACCAGCCGUUAAGAAAUGUUUUGCAUAUUGUUCUAUGUUUCCUAAGGAUACUGAGAUGAAAAGAGAUAUGCUAAUCGAACUUUGGAUGGCAGAAGGCUUCCUUCAAGUAGAUCUCAAGAACAAAACAAUGAGGAAAUUGGAGAGUAUUACUUGGAAAUUUUAUUGCAGAGUUCUUUGCUGGAAGAAAUAA
Coffea arabica (coffee) is the source of this 1428-nucleotide messenger RNA. Its product is annotated as putative disease resistance protein RGA1. NCBI's taxonomy places the organism in Eukaryota, Viridiplantae, Streptophyta, Magnoliopsida, Gentianales, Rubiaceae. Gene Ontology annotation, molecular function: ADP binding. The record is from RefSeq and is a predicted model, not a curated record.